Molecule: messenger RNA, 1180 nt
Organism: Salvia hispanica
Lineage: Eukaryota; Viridiplantae; Streptophyta; Magnoliopsida; Lamiales; Lamiaceae
Source: RefSeq, a predicted model, not a curated record
AUGUCAGAUAAGUUGCCCAAAUCUUUACUUGGUAAUGAAAAUUUCAAAAAAGAGUUGAAUGCAUGUGUUUGGUCUGAUUUGUUGGAGCCUAAUGAGUUUGAUAUAAUAUGGAAUGAUAUAAUGGAACGGUAUGGAUUAGAAGACGUGCACUGGUUUGGAUCAAUGUUUGAAGAUAGAGAAUUCUGGGUUCCUGCUUAUUUUCGAGAUUUUCCCAUGGGGUCGCUUCUUAGGACUACAUCGAUGUCUGAAUUAGAGAAUAGCUUUUUUAAAAACUACACAAAGCCACGUGCAAAUCUUGUACAGUUCAUCAAUUUCUUUAAUUAUGUUGUGGGAGAUCAAAGGAAUGCCAAUUCACGAUUGAACUACUUGGAUUACUCAACUAUUCCUGAUUUGUCAACCCAAUUGCCUAUUGAGAAGCAUGCAUCUACAAUCUACACUGAUUCUAUUUUCAAACAUGUACAACAGGAAAUAAGUACGGUAUGUGAGAUUAUUUCUAUAACUGUUGAGGAUAACAUCAAGAUGCAUCAGGUCAAGGACCAAUAUGGUAGAACAUUGGAUGUUAAGUAUGAUUGUAAGCAAGACACAUUCGACUGUAGUUGUAAGAAGUUUUCCAGAAUUGGUUUGUUAUGUUGUCAUAUAUUUUGUUUGUUGAAGAAUAAGUCUGCUAAUCUCAUUCCUGAGAAAUAUUUUGGUCGAAGGUGGUUGAAGAGCUCUUUACUAAAGGCAGCCCAUGGUCUACCAUCUGAGGAACAACAACCAUUUGAACAUUUGGAUGAAAAGCAGGAAGUUAAGAAAAAGUUGUUCUCCAACUUUUAUCGAUUAGUCCAAAAGUCUGAGGGAAGUAUGGAUCAUUUGUCUUUGUUAAGUGCUGGUCUUGAUGAUUUGGAAGAGCAUAUAUUUGGAAAUUGUGCAGCACCUUCAGUCAUUGAAAAGAAGAAGAUGGUUGAGGAUUUUUAUGGAAUGGCAGUACCUGAUGUAAUUGACGUACAUCCUCCAGACGUUGUUAGUACCAAAGGAUCAGCUAGUGGCAGAGUAGCAAAGAGGGAGAGUGCAAUAAGGAAAGCAAAUAAGCCUCUACGACGGUGUGGUAAAUGUCAUGAGCUGGGUCGUCAUGAUUCAAGAAAUUGUGGUAGAGUCAAUGAGAAGACAGAUUGAAGCCAUUUGAUAUACUUUAGGUAUU